Baudoinia panamericana UAMH 10762 is the source of this 1319-nucleotide messenger RNA. RefSeq lists its product as uncharacterized. Gene Ontology annotation, molecular function: protein binding. The coding region runs from base 262 to 1137 and encodes 291 amino acids. Gene Ontology annotation, cellular component: endoplasmic reticulum; Dsc E3 ubiquitin ligase complex. The transcript has 2 exons. NCBI's taxonomy places the organism in Eukaryota, Fungi, Ascomycota, Dothideomycetes, Mycosphaerellales, Teratosphaeriaceae. Gene Ontology annotation, biological process: protein processing. The record is from RefSeq and is a predicted model, not a curated record.
UGUCGAGAUCGUUGACCGAUGACGUUGGCUUGGCGGAGAAGGAGAGGGUUGCAGCGGCGCGUUGUCAGCGCCACCUGUGAUGAGCAAGCACCGAAGCAACCAGCAGUGAGUGCACGAAAGGGUGGGCGACGUGAUGAGAGCAACAUCGAUGCCAUUGCGGCAUCUGAGCGGACUUCGUUAAGGGUGGACCGAUCAUGUAACCGGCCUACAGUAAAGCUCUGAAGCUCUCACGCCUACGUACAGCUCCGGCAGAGCACAGGAAUGGCAGCCUCUCCGACAAGUCCAGUAGACGUGGUAGUGCGCUUCUCAACCUCCAAUCCAGAUGUGGUCAUUACAUUCGCCAACCCGGAAAACGCGACUGGAUUGUCACUGAAACAGCAAAUACGGCAGCAGUUAGAUGAGCCAACGGCAGCGAGUCGUCUCCGCCUGAUUCAUGCUGGCAAAGUACUGUCGGACACCGCGCCACUAUCAACGAGUCUACACAUCACAGCUCCACCUCCAUCCCGCAACGAUGAGAGUCGGAGCGAGAAAGCGAAGGGCAAGCAGCCCGUACGUGACAUCAAAGCUCCGCCAGCCGCUCGAGUCUACAUCCACUGCUCCGUCGGCGAUACUUUGACGCCUGCGGAACUGGCCAAAGAAAUACAAGACGCCACGGAAGCAGAGAAUGCCUUGCAGUCGAAGUUAGCACCCUCUGCAUCCGACCCCGACGCUGUUGACAUUCCAACCACGACUUCAACAACACCCGCACCCCGCGGCUUCGACCGUCUCCUCUCCGCCGGGUUUACCCAAGCCGAAGUAGCAUCCCUCCGGACCCAGUUCCUAGCUAUCCAGGCGCAUACUCACACGCCGGACACGAUGCCCUCGGGGCCGGAGCUACUCGCUCUCGAGGAGAGAUGGCUGGAUUCCGGCUCCAAUGCGGCUACCGCCGGAUCGGAGGACGCGGGCGGUUUCGGCAGCGAAGACGCUGGCGGACUUGAGGAUAUGCUCUAUGGCAAUCUCAUUGGCUUUUUUUGGCCGGUUGGUGCUAUGUGUUGGCUGAUGAGGGAGGAAGGGGUGUGGAGCCGGAGGCGGCAGAUUGCUGUGCUAUCUGGCUUUCUUGUAAAUAUUACGUUUGGGUUUUUGAGAAUCAUGAACUGAAGCUGCAAAUUCAUGAGUUCCAUCCACUUCGCAGAAUAUACAGCUUAUGGAGAGCUAUCAGUUUCGGCACCUGAAUGGCCCUUGUGAACUCAUGUACCAUGGCACAUGUUAAAACUUCUUGGCCGUACAUCUCAGAGUCUCCGACGUCGAGGCUCUGUACAGCGACCUAUGCAAAAACAAGC